UCGGUCAUUUUAUACUUGACAGUUGAAUUUUGUACACAAAUUGAAAUAAUUACUUCUUUACAAUGUUUAUUGGUUACAAGCAGGUUAUUGUAGGUUUUAUUUUAUAUUUUAAUAUUAUUAGCUGUACACCUUUAUUUAAACUCAGUCAUAUCAUACAACUAGUGAAUAGCAUUCCAAAUCACUCAUGGAAGGCCGGAAUAAAUUUCCAUCCAAGUUUUUUGACUAACGUUUCACUUUCACAUCUCAUGGGAGUUCUACCAUGGAAUGAACUAAGUGAAAAAGACACUCUUCAUACAUACGAUUUAUCCAUUGAUUCUCAACCUCUGCCGGAUAGUUAUGAUGUCACACAAACAUGGUCUGAAUGUAAAUCGGUUGCUUCAAUCAGAGACCAAUCAAAUUGCAUCUUCGGAUCUUGUUGGGCCCUAUCAACCGCUUCUGCAUUUAGUGACCGUCUAUGUAUCACCUCGAACAUGAAUAUCAAUACAGUCUUAUCUGGCGAGUAUAUAAAUUCGUGUUGCGAUGGUAAAUGUGGUAACGGAUGUAACGGCGGGCAUCCAGAAAAAGCAUGGAAGUACAUAAAGAAAAACGGGUUAUGCACAGGAGGUGAAUACAAUUCUAAUGAGGGAUGUCAGCCUUAUAGCAUAUUUCCUUGUCCAAGAAAUUCGAACUCCUGCUCAAAGGAAAAUGAAGAAACUCCCCAAUGUUUUAAAAAUCAGUGUACUAAUUCUAACUAUGAUAUUCCAUUAUCAUCAGAUCUGUACUAUGCUACUAAAGUGUAUUCUGUUAAACCAAAACCGGAAAUAAUUAUGAAUGAUAUAUAUAAAAAUGGACCUGUUGUUGCUGCAAUGAAAGUCUAUGAAGAUUUUAUAUACUAUAAAGGAGGGAUAUAUCAGUAUACGACUGGUGGAUUCAAAGGCGAUCACGCUGUUAAAAUAAUGGGAUGGGGUGAAGACGACGGAAUAGAUUACUGGUUAUGCGCUAAUACAUGGGGUACUUCUUGGGGAAUGGGAGGCAUGUUUAAAAUCCGAAGAGGCAGAAAUGAAUGCGGAAUUGAAAACCGUAUAACUGGUGGAUUACCGAAAGUGUAAAAAUGAAUUAAGAUGAUUAAAUGUUCGAUAAAUAAUUAUUGCUAA
This is a messenger RNA of Rhopalosiphum maidis (corn leaf aphid), 1133 nucleotides long. Its product is annotated as cathepsin B-like cysteine proteinase 4. Gene Ontology annotation, molecular function: cysteine-type endopeptidase activity. Gene Ontology annotation, cellular component: lysosome. Lineage: Eukaryota; Metazoa; Arthropoda; Insecta; Hemiptera; Aphididae. The record is from RefSeq and is a predicted model, not a curated record.